Dothidotthia symphoricarpi CBS 119687 is the source of this 1382-nucleotide messenger RNA. RefSeq lists its product as uncharacterized. The coding region runs from base 126 to 887 and encodes 253 amino acids. The transcript is spliced from 2 exons. The record is from RefSeq and is a predicted model, not a curated record. Lineage: Eukaryota; Fungi; Ascomycota; Dothideomycetes; Pleosporales; Dothidotthiaceae.
GAAGAAAUUUUUCUUCAGCCGCUCACUUAAGCAACCCACAGUCACUCUUUACCAGCCUCUCAUCACUUUCUCUACCACUCUCGCACUCUACGCGUAAUCAUCUAAUUCCACAAAACAACAACAACAUGUUCUCCAAGGCCUCCAUUGUCGCUAUCUUUGCCAGCUUUGCCGCUGCGCAGCACGUCGCUGUUGGCGACCCAACCGGCAACCCCAUCACCCGCCCGUUGAACGAGGUCGUCCCCGCUUGCCAGGCCUUCACCAUCACCUGGACCCCAACCACCACCAACACCAUCUCCCUCAUCCUUCUCCGUGGCCCCUCGACCAACGUCGUUCCCCUCGGCGCUCCCCUCGCCGUCGGCAUCCCCAACUCGGGCUCUUUCACCUGGACCCCUGCGUCCACCCUCGAGGCUGAUGUCUCCCACUACGGCCUUCAGCUGAUCGACGAUGUCAACGGCCAGUACCAGUACUCGACUCAGUUCGGUAUCUCCAAGGAUGCCUGCUCCGUUUCCUCGUCCAGCGUUGUCGCUUCGUCCAGCGCCGCUGUGUACCCCUCCAGCGCUGUCGUCGUUGCUUCCAGCUCCGCUGACACCGGCUACGGCUACGGAGCUGCUUCUUCCUCCGCUGCCGCCGCCUACUCUACUCCUGCUGCCGUCACCAAGAGCGCCGUUUCAUCCUUGAGCCCCCCUUACCCCACCGUGGUCCCUGGCACCGGUGCUGGCUACAACUCCAGCAUGGUCAUCGUGCCCUCCGGCACUGCCCCUGCCUCAACCAAGCCAUCUGCCACCUCUUCCACCAACGGCACUGCUGUCUUCACCGGUGCCGCUGAUGCCAAGCACGCCGGUCUCACCUUUGUCGGUGCUUUCGCUGCUCUUGCCUACUUCCUGUAAGCAUCCCGCGCUUAGAGACUCAAAAUUCACUUCUCUCUGCGUCGCGCAUCUGCGCUUUAAGGAUGCUUAAUGUCAUGACUGCUUUCGUUUCUUGAUACCCGUCCAGGCGGAGCAGGGUCCGCUGGUCCACUUGGGUCUGAACAUCUUGUUUAGUUUCCAUUUUGGCUUUGCUGCAUAGUGGAAAGUGGAUGGAUGUAAUCUAGCCAAGAAUGCAUGUUGCUUAACUCUUGUUUUGAAAGACUUCUUCAUCGUGACCUUCUGUGAUUGCUGAUGCUUGAUCUGAUAGGGUUGCAAUACCUUUUCACUUUGCCAUCUCUUUGUAAUACGCAUCAUAGUGUUGAUUGUUCCGUUCUGUGUUCGUGAUCACUACAUGCCCUUCCCCGCACUAGUCAGAUGCUUCGACGUCGUCAAAGAGUUGGUUACCAAUCGAUGACGUUGUUGGAAUAACAUUAGCCUACCAAUAGUUAAACAGACAAUGUAACUACCGAUGUUGCC